Messenger RNA from Trichoderma aggressivum f. europaeum, 5895 nucleotides. RefSeq lists its product as uncharacterized. The record is from RefSeq and is a predicted model, not a curated record. NCBI's taxonomy places the organism in Eukaryota, Fungi, Ascomycota, Sordariomycetes, Hypocreales, Hypocreaceae. Bases 1 to 5895 code for a protein of 1964 amino acids. Gene Ontology annotation, biological process: riboflavin biosynthetic process. Gene Ontology annotation, molecular function: GTP cyclohydrolase II activity. The transcript has 4 exons.
AUGCCCUCAGCUCUCGACACACAGGCCGUGCGCCCCAUUCACUACACAAUGACGUCGGAUGCGAGAUCAGCCGCUGCCGACAGCACUCAGCUGCCCUCCUUCUACUCUCCCCGAACCGCUGCAGUCGACACUCCCCAGAGCCGCGAUGGCCAGCCAAUCGACCAUCUGUCGCUGUCGUCCAGCCAUGUCGACUCCCCCAAGACUCAGCCGCCCCCGCCGUCUCUCCUCUCACCGGCCUUCACUCCGCCGGCCACCCCGGGAAACCAGACGCCCACAACCGCCGGCCUGCGAGGAAUCCCGGUCGACAGCUCGAUCGCAACGGGGGGAUGUGGUAGCAAGAAGCCGAGACUGCUAGAGACGUUACCCGAGGUACAAUGCGUUGUCCGGGCCCGCAUCCCCACCGUCAACGGAACCGAGAUGUUCCUCCAUCUGUACACCAACAAUGUCGACAACAAGGAGCAUUUGGCCAUUGUGUUUGGCAACCACAUCCGGAGCGAGUCCCUGGACGCCCCCCGCGAGGGCGAGACCGAGCUGGACCGCAUGAUUCGGGGUGCCUACACAGGCCGGCUGUACCCCGGCCGGACCACCAGCGGCAUGGGCGGCCCUUCAUCGGAGACGGAAUCUCAGCAAGGGAGGACGCCUAACCAAGAUAUACCUUUGGUGCGAAUACACUCGGAAUGCUAUACCGGAGAGACUGCGUGGUCUGCGCGGUGUGACUGCGGCGAACAGCUCGACGAGGCUGCACGACUUAUGGCGUUGCCGGGCAAUAAAGCGGGCGGCAUCAUCGUCUAUCUGCGACAGGAGGGACGUGGUAUUGGUCUUGGCGAGAAACUCAAGGCCUAUAACCUGCAAGACCUGGGAUCCGAUACCGUCGAGGCGAAUCUGCUGCUGCGACACCCCGCUGAUGCUCGAAGCUACGGCUUGGCCACCGCCAUGCUCAGGGAUCUGGGCCAGAAAGACGUGCGUCUGUUGACCAACAACCCGGACAAGAUCCGUGCCAUUGAGGGACCCAACCGGGAGGUUGUCGUAAAGGAGAGAGUGGCCAUGGUGCCACUAUCAUGGAAAGGCAAGGGCGGCUUCCGAAGCCAGGAAGUCGAGGGCUACCUGAAGACAAAGAUCGAGAAGAUGGGCCACAUGCUAGACAUGGGAGGGCUUUCCCAGUACUGGAAGCUCUGGGGCAGCAGAGAGCAUUUGAACCUUGAAACCUCCACUGAAUCAUCUCCAAAUCUCCGCCGUCGCUCGAAUCUCUCCAACGCUUUGAACAACGUCUCCUCGCCUCUCCGACUCUUCUGCCUCUUCCAAACAGCCCAAACCCGUCAUGCCGCUGCAUUGACGUCAACAUCGCCGCCGAACAUGCAGUCUCAGGACAUCCGCCUUCGGCUGGUGAUCCGCCGCCACGGUCUCCCAGAGGUCAAGCUGUUGUGGCCGUGUUCCUGCUCCGAGGACCUCACCAUUGCAAGAGUUCUGGAGCAGGUCAACGACGUCGUGCCUCUCGAGAGCGGCGAAUGGGGUCUUGAAGACUACGCCGUGGAGCUUGCCGAUGAAAAGGGCGAACCCUUUGAGUGUCUGCAUUUCCAGCAAGUUGGUCGCAUCCUAAAAGACGAAGACCAAGUCCUUAUUCGAUCGCUCCUCACCGAAGACUUGAAAAGACGGCGGCUCAGCGGGCGGCAUCAAAUCUCCGACGACGGAAGGCAUUUGGUCGACGGCCUCCCUUUCGGCAGGGCUUGGCGGCGGCCUCCUCACGACCGUCCUCACAUCGAAUUACCCCCACGGAAACGUAUUCGGGUCUUUUCCGGGGAUGACGACGAGGAAGAGGAGAUUGCGCCAGGCCGGCCGCCCCCGUUCUAUUCGAUCCCCAAGAUGCCGCGCGUCAUCGGCCUGGAGCAGGACCAGUAUUACGAUGACGACGAUGAAGAUGAUGAAGAUGAUGAAGAUGAUGACGAAGAUUUGCACGACUAUGGAGAUUUUCAUAAUGACUCGAGUUCGGUGCCAAGCAGCUCCUCUGACGAAAUACCCCGUGUUGAAGAUCUGUUAGAAGAGAGUGACGUGGAUGAUUAUAGCGACGGAGAGGGAGACGAAGAGGAUCUCCAAAGAGAACUGCAAUUGCUGAGAGAGGAAGCUGGCGUCGACAUCCACAGCCUUCAAGCAGAUGACUCCGAUUCUCCUCAAUGCGAAGAGGGAGAUGAUGAAACAGACGACCUACGUGACGCAUUCGACAUAGGUCGACGCCUUGAUCCAUCGAGGAGAGUUCGUCCUUUGGGCAUGGCAGCCCAGUCAGCCGCACCAACCGCGAAAGAUUACACCAACGUACCUGUGGAAAUCCUCAUGACCGUAUUUCAGACAGCCUUCCCCGAGUUGAACGCAGAUAUCAGGGUAAUUCUCAACCGAACGAACAAGGAUUUGAGAAAGGCGUACCUAUCGCUUAGCAUGCUUCGCGAACCCCUUUGCACCUUUGACCAAAUGAUGGACGAUUCUUAUUUUCAUCUCGCUCCAUUCGCACGUCACGAUGGGAGUGGUAGCGUCGCCAGGCCGGUUGAACAGGGGAAAUUGCCCUCCUUUGACAAUCUCAGGGGGGUAGCCAAAAAGCCACUCAUUCAAGAAGUCGACGAUUCGGAAGAUUCUACAACAAACGGUGUUCCGAUCCCUCCCCCAAAAAUGAGGCAGAGUUGGUUUAUCAAGGACGACUCAGAUCUUGACGAUGCAGAAGCGGCAGAGGAUUCCAACAGCGAUUCCGAAAGUGAUUCAGAGAGCGACUCGUCAAGCGGCUCUGGCGAUGAUUCUCUAGACAACGAAUCGUCAGGCGAGGAAGAAAACGGCCAGGCCACCAACCAUCCGGCGAUAAACUCUGCCAGUGAUGAAUCAAGCGGUGCCUCGUCAAACGAAAGCUCUGAUGACGACAGCGACGGCAGUAGCAUCGAUGCAGGGCAAAAUACUCAGACUGGCCACAAGGAUCAGGCCGAAAGUUCGUCCGAUGUGAGUAGCAGCGAGGCUAGUUUAUCGAAUUCAUCUGAGCCUGAAUCCGAGUCUGAGUCCGAGUCAGAAUCUGAGUCGGAAUCUGAAUCUGAACCUGAACCUGAAUCCGAAGUGGAAGAAAUCUCAUCCAAACAACCUGUGCCGGUACCAACUCAACAGCGUUAUGCCGCCAUUGCAUCUCAACCCCACGUUCAGACACCUGCCAAAGCGCAGGUCGAAGGCCUUACGCGAACGCAAAAGCGAAAUGCUAGAAGGAGACGCCUCAAGGCUUCGAAAGGGCUAGAUCCUGAGUCACCCAAGUUGGCAAACAGCGCUGGAGAGGACGCCGUGAGCGAAGAUUUCUUGGCGCGAAAGAAAGCCCUCCUGGCUGCCAUUCUUGAUGAAACUCACGAGGGUGACGAUGCACACAGCGAAGCGGGGAUGGAAGAUGCUCCUUCUCUGGAUGCGGCGCCGGAAGAAGAUUCGCGAGGGAGGAACGCGAAUGUCCCGAAUGCAGAGGAGACAGAGGUGCCGGAGCCCAAAGAUGAGCCAGCAAAGCGUCACGCUCGUGUGGAUAUGGGCGCAGGUCGGCGACUUGUGUUUGGUGCCCUGGGCUUGAAGGCCCCAGCAAACAAAGCAGACGAGCAGAAAAUUCGCGACAGUCUGAUGAAAGAUGUCCGACCUCUUGUCAACCCACGAGUGCAGGACGCCGGUGCAGACGAUAACAAUGACCAGCCGCAGGACGACAACGAGGACGAAGAUCCAGAUGCGUGGAGGGAAAAGAUCAUCUACAAAGCCGUGGAGUGCUGCCAUGAGAACAUGACACUCAGCGAGCCUCCAUUUCCCUUUGUCCAGCGUUGGGAUCCCCAACAGAACUAUGGUGCCAUGAAAAAACGGAAGCGCGCGUCAGAAAACUACCAAGCUGACACAUCCUACGAUGACUCGACAUAUUACUACGACGAUGAAGCUGAGCAAGAGUAUGUGGCAGAGACCAGGAAGAAGAGCAAAAAGAAGAAGGGAAAGUCUGCGAGCUUGCAGCAUGGCAGCGUAAACCAAGAUGAGCAAGACGUGGUACUCGACUAUGACGAAGCACCCGCCAAGAGCAGCCAAUUCACAGAUGUGGACGAUCUUCCGUCUUUACCCAAAGACGUCAAGGCGCUGCCUCUUCUAGAACCUGCGUCCGCCAAGCAUGGCAUGGUCAUUACGUGGAAUCAACUGGUCAUGUCAAAAGCUACGAAUUGGCAACCCGAGAUGUUGCCCGUUACCGGCUUGAUAGCCCCUGGAGGCGACGACGGUGCCGUUCACGUCAUUCUGGCAAGGCGAGACCGCGAAGACAACGAAAAGACGUACGACGAGAUCACUGGAGAGCGAGUAUACGGCAAAUUCGAGGUUCCCGACGAGCUGGAAGAGGAUGGUGAAGAAGAGGACACAGGGUUCAGGUCACUACAGUGGGCAGAGAUGAUUGAGCCUCGCAUUCUGCAACAAGCACCCGCCAGCGAAGGGGCUCAAACAUCCACGGAUGCUGUAGCAGCGGCUCCAGAAGAGCAGAUGCCGUCGGCCCACGACAAGGUAAGCGAAUUCCAGUCGGGACAAGAUUCCUUGGAGAGCGGAUUCAGCACGGGACGGGUGCGAGCUGCCAUUGAAGAUGAUUUGAUGCACGAUUCUCUUGGCACACAAGCCAACCUAGAGACGGCUUCAAUACAGUCUGGUCAACGACUGCCGAGGCUGGACCUUUCCAUGUCCGAAGUGCAAAUAUCCACUGCCAGCAACAGCUUCGAGCACAUUGGCCACCACCACCCCAAAGCAGUAGACGCUCAAUCGGAGCACGUGCUGACCGCCGCCGCCAACCCCCCAAAUGCAUACUCUCCAAAGCUGAAUCGUUGGGUAGAGCGUGGAGACGAGACAGCUGCUGACCAAGAGGCAGAACUAGGACCUAGCCUAGCGGAUGCCGCGGCAGAAGAUGUUUCGAAUUCUGGCACGCUCGCAUCGAAGAAGACAGAGUCGUCUGAAGAUAAUGGAGGAGGGGUAGAGGAGGAGAGAGAGGAACAAGGACAAGAUUCGACGGACGGGGACAAUGGUGCGUCGAUAGCGAGCGACUCAAACUUGGUCAUUGCCUCUUCGCAGUUCAGCAUCCCGAGUGGGCGACAACCACGAACGAGCUAUUCCCUUGCAGAGGGCGCGCACGACACGAUUAUCCCCGAAACAUUACCACAACUACGCGAGACCACACCGAUAGAGAGCCACUCGAAAUCCCAGAGCACACCAUCCAGCCCCUCGAGCAGCAGCCCGUUUCCAUCACUAGAGCAGAUAUUCAUGUCAGCUCAGGCGACACAAAGUUCCGGGAGAAAGAGAGAGACACCUUCGGUAUCAGCAAGCCAAUCUAUGCCCGCACGGGACGUGGAAUACGAAGAAGCGAUGCGCAAGCUUGACGAGGGACAUGAAUCGGAUGCCCUACCCGCAAAGGAAGAGCCAGAGGAAGAAGCAGUAGUGGGGGGAAAACUAUUUCCUAACGCGACUCAACCACCGUUAUCCGCGCACCUUUUGAAUCAAGACCUUCCCGCACCCCGGAUUUCCCUUUCUCAAUCUGACAAGGCCAAGGAGGGCAAAUCACAGUUUACUAUUCCGGCUGGAAGUCAGAUUAUUGUCUUGAGCUCCAGCCCAGCCUCGAGCAACGGUGUGCCUGAUGAGAGCAAUGAAUCAGAGAGCGAGAAGGUGGACCCGGUGCGGAAGAGAGGCUUGCUGCCCACGGGCCCUGGAUGGGUGAGGAAGGGUCCCCGACAUGAGAGAGACGUGUCGGGUAAAACCACGACGAAGCCCGCGGUGGCGGCUCCAUCUAGAGUCAGCCGGCGAAGGAGAUUGAAUAACGAGGCUCUUGCGAUGGCGCCGCUUGUGAGCCCCGUGAGCAAGCAUAAAGGGCGGAGAGGGAGAAGGAAUGCUCCCUGA